Molecule: messenger RNA, 983 nt
Organism: Zychaea mexicana
Lineage: Eukaryota; Fungi; Mucoromycota; Mucoromycetes; Mucorales; Lichtheimiaceae
Product: etoposide-induced protein 2.4-domain-containing protein
Exons: 6
Coding region: 74-976 (300 amino acids)
Biological process (GO): macroautophagy
Cellular component (GO): endoplasmic reticulum
Source: RefSeq, a predicted model, not a curated record
CUCUCCCUCUCUCCCGGUCGUGAAGAAUUCAGUCCAGCCCACGCGCCUUUCAAGUCUUGAUAUCCAGAAAGCAAUGGCCACAUCUACGCAAUCUCCACUCUCUCAGCAUUGGAAUUACUUUCUCAAUGGCGCCGAGCAAGCGUUCAACUGGCCAAAGACCUUUAUUCUCUUUUACUCGUCUUCGACCGUUCAAAAGUCAAUGUUUAAAGCCUUAUUCAUAAACGGCAUUAUAUUUUUAGGUGGCGUCCUGUUCCUAGAAAUCUUCUACAAUGCACCAGAACAUCGUAUAUUCGGCUGCUCUUAUGCGACUAUCACAGGAUUUCCACUGUAUUUUGGAACACUUGGCAUAAACGGCAAGUUUUUUACACCUAUAGCUGAAAAGGCUUUCCAACUCCAAGCCAAGAACAAUCCACGCACAACGCCUGGUUCUACAAACAUCGUACAAAGCAUGGCAUCCAUGAUCUACACUGUUAUUUUCUAUAUGAACUGUGGCGUCUUUGCUGGUCUCUUGCGCAGUAUGAUCCCGCAUGUCGGUACUUUGCUUGCAUUUCUUAUGAACUGUGCCAUCAUGUCUUAUUACUGCUUUGAAUACAAGUGGCUGUACAUGGGAUGGACAUUGGAACAACGCAUGACGUUUAUGGAGGAACACUGGGCUUACUUUUUGGGUUUCGGCACGCCAAUCACUGUGUUGACGUUCUUCCUGUCAACCUUACACUCCGGUGCUGUGUUUGCCAUCUUGUACCCGAGCUAUGUGAUCAUGGCUACCAUGGCAACACCCAAGCCAGCCACUCCUUACGGUCAGCCUUUGGCAUCCGGCAAAACCGUUCAUCCUGAAUUGUCUGCUCCCAACAAGAUCCCAUUAUUUUUCGGCGUUCGUAAAAUGAAUGAUUUGGUUAUUUUUUUGGCAAAGAUGGUGGGCGGUGUACAUGCCGAUUCAAUUGUCUCGGAAAAGCAGAAAAUGACAAAAAUGGAAUAAAGUGUCU